UGUUUUUUUUUUUUUUUUUUUAAUACUAGCAUGCAUGUUGCCGCGAGAGGGACAAACCAACCAUGACAGUCCACGAAUUUCUCGAUGGGGGCGGGUAAGGGACAUGCUCCUUUGUUGCAGAAAAAAAAAUCCCACUCUGCUAAGAAUUGGCGGUCGGGAAGAAGAAACAACACACGCAGUGCUUGCUUCCCCGGAAGUUGGGGUUUUCCCUCUAUGGUUUUUGUCUUUUGUGUCCUUCGGGCCCAUUCUCCCCGCACAUCUAGCUAUACGAAUCAAUUGCUUUAUAAUUUGUUUCUUUUUCCGAUUUUUACAAAAAAAUUAUCUUGUCUACCUAAAAUCAGUUGUACUGUUCACUCCUCGUAGUGUAUCUGACGUUAGUGUCAAACGAGGGGCGACACAACGUGCACGAUCCCUUGCCUACCUCAACCAAAACUCAACCUCAACUGGGCUGUCGAGCCUGCAACAAGAGAGGCGCGUUAAAGUCUGGAUUCAGUUUUGUAUUGUUUACUCGAAUCAACAGGAACGGCUCAUCAGUCAUGGUCCAGGGCUCGGGGAUCCAACCUUGUCAACCUUAAAUCCAGAAGCCUCUAUUACGUGGUAAUCUUGUUCAUUUGCCCCGGGGCAACUCUUCUUCUUGCUUACCCCUAGGGUGCAUUCUUCAAUAAUAAAGAAAGAAGAAAAAAAAAACAGGAGCAGCAAGAAAGGCGACAAAGCAAUCCCCAGAAACCACCACGCCAACUCAAAUCUUUUCCGCACUCAUCCCGGCUGAGACGAGAGGACCCUUGCCAAUCUAGUCCGUUUUGCCUCCCUCUCGCCCGGUUGGCAACGGCGGCACACUCGCCCUUCUUCUACGUGGUACUCCGUAAGGUACUCUCUCGCGCAUGGGCUGGCGACUGACACGAGCAAGUUGAAUUUCAACGUCACCGAGGUGGACCAUCUUGGCAAUAAAUCUCAAAAAAAGAAAAAAGUCUGUGUCUCUUACUGCGCUCGACGCGCGGGGAAUACGGAAACACCAUCAUCAGCACACCGUAGGUCCGGCGUGUGCGACACGGGGUACAUGCAAAAGCACUGCCCUAUCCUCACCUUUGACUUGAAAAUCUUUACCUGGCCAGACGCUACGAGGAUCGCGCAAGUAACCUUGGGACGUGUAUCCAAGCCAUACGCCCCCAAGCUACAUACAGUUCGCGUCGUCUUUUUAUAGAACCAUUCCCAACUCUGCUAAUUCGCCUCCGGACCUGAAGGCUUCCUCACUCGCCCACACGCCUUUCUUUUUUUUUUUAUUCAUGUCACCGUCGGCUCAUCCGUUGAUAAUGGCCGCUGGCGGGACAUUUCUACCACCAGACUGUUGAGCUGGGACAAGCCUUGACUGUUACUGGGAUCCCGGUCUCGUUGUGCUUAUACUAUGCAGGACUUUACCGUCGAGGUCGACGGCGUACCAGACCGAGGCCCCGCAGUCUUUGCCGUCACUACCGCCACCCUGGUCUUGGCUACCGUCUUUGUCGGCGCAAGACUGGCUUGUCGAGGUCUUAUUGUUCGACGCUUCGGGUGGGAUGACCUUUCGAUUGUGAUUGCCUGGCUGUUCGCCGUCGGCAUCUCGGUGUCAAUCGCUCUGGGCACCCACAGGGGUCUCGGCCGGCACGAUGAGAACAUAGCUUCUGAGUACUUGCCGCAGCUCAGGCGUUGCGAAUAUGUCUUUUCCGUCUUGUACAACCCGGCCCUCAUGGCGGCCAAGACAUCUGUCCUGAUAUUCUACCUCCGACUCUCCAGAAAUACUCAGCCGCUGCUCCGCCUGGCCUCAAAAAUCGUGCUCUUUAUAGUCAAUACGGCCGGUGCCAUCCUCACCUUUAUCAACAUCUUUCAGUGCAAUCCAAUCAACGCAGCCUACGAUGACGUGGCUGGGCAGUGCGUGCCUCUCCUGACCGAGUUCAUCUGCUCUGCGCCCAUCAACAUCCUCACGGACCUGGCCAUCCUUGCCUUGCCGAUCCCAGUCCUCACGAGCAUGAGGCUACCUCCGCGACAAAAGACUAUUUUGGUUCUGACGUUUGGCCUGGGUAUUUUCGUCACCAUAGUCGAUGUGGUCAGGAUCUACUAUCUUCAAAACGCCAUCAACUAUGUUCCCAGUACAACGCAGACAUCGGAUCCAAAUGCCAUAUAUGGAGACUCGCCUCAGUUUAGCUGGAGCGCUUCUCUCUCCCUGAUGUGGUCUGCUGUCGAGGUCAAUGUUGGCAUCUCAACCGCAUGCAUCCCGACCCUGAAGCCUCUGGUGCUGCGUCUCCUCCCGGCAAUGAUUCUGGACCCCAAUGGUAACUACUAUGGAUCGAACAACACCAAAGAUAGAGAGGUGCUACCCACGGCAGCCCCUGCGCAGCCAGCAUUUGGGGCCGGCGGGGGCAUGCAGGCGCCACCACCGCAACCAUCUCCUACUUCCGCUGGAAACCAGGACCAAAGUCAACAGCUUGACACGCUCGAGUUUUUGACGACACCAGAGAUGGGCGGCACUGCCGCCACCCCCGGGACGCCACAGGCGAGUAAUGCUUGGUCCAACUUUAGACGGUCGACCGUAACGACUCUAGGGGCCCAGAGCUCAGCCCCGACCGAGAGCAACCUGUAUUUCGGGUUUGUGAGCAUCAAGAGGCCUAAAAGCAUGCUCAAGGCCACAAAGGCCGAAAGCUGGCGAUACGGCGCCUUUGUCACGGUUACUUUCCUGCUGUGGGGUAUGUCGUAUGGGCUGUUAGGGACGCUCAACAAUGUCGUCGCUAUGGUGGCCGACAUGUCAGUCCCUCAAACCAUUGGGCUCAACAGCAUCUAUUUUGGACUGGGAUACCUUCUUGGGCCGCUCAUUGUAGGCGUCUGGAUACUCCGUCAUGAUGAACAUCACCGCUCUCGACAUGCGACCAGGAACCACCGACCGCACGAAUCGAUUGGUGGGUUCAAAGCCACCCUGAUGCUGGGUCUUGCAAUCUUUGGCACUGGUACAAUCUGUUUUUGGCCUGCCGCCGUGUUGGCGAGCUUUCCGGGGUUUAUGGUCUCAAACUUCAUCGUCGGCAGUGGUCUUGCGGUCUUGGAGACGGCAGCCAACCCAUUUUUGGUGCUCUGUGGCCCCAGCGAGUAUGCCACCAUGAGGCUAUGCCUGGCACAAGGUGUCCAGGCUGUCGGAAGUGUCCUCAGCGGCCUUUUGGCCCAACACGUCUAUUUCUCCAACAUUUCACAGCGGCAAGAGCGCCCCGACUCACUCAUCCUAUCCGAUGUCCAGUGGACCUACCUAGCCGUCACCUUGUUCUGCGCUGCUCUUGCGCUACUGUUUUACUACAUCCCUCUCCCCGAGGUGAGCGACCAGGAAUUGGCAGCCAGUGCCGAAAAGUUGCCGGUGGACUCGACCAAGCGCAGCAUCGGCGGCCUUCAGCUGCGCACAGUUUGCAUCAUCCUCGCCGUGCUCGCCCAGUACUGUCUAAUCGCGGCACAGGAGAGUGUGUCCAUCUUCUUCCAAGACCUCGUUUCGGCACUGGUGCCUACCGAAUCCGCAACGCCCAUCGCGUCAGUCUCGUCCGGGACUGGGUCUGGAUCUACAGCCAACGCCACAAACAGUGAACCCAAUCCGCCAUCACUAACGCUCUCGGUAUCCAACUAUGUGGUCAUCUCCCACACCGCCUUUGCAAUUUCCCGCUUUCUAGCCGGGGGACUCGCAUACCUCUCGGCAAAACACCCUCGAAAUAAAUGGAUACCGACUCCACGGACCGUGUUGCUUACCUCGAUAUUUACGGCAGUCAUGGCCAUGAUUGCCAUCAUCACAGUCAAACGUUCGUCAUCAUUAAUAGGCCCCAAUAUUAUAGCGAUCCCAAUCGUCAUUUUCUUCUUCGCCGAGGGGCCUGGCUGGCCCUUGAUAUUCUCGCUCGGCCUGGUCGGACAAGGGUCAAGGACCAAGCUAGCCGCAGCAUGGCUGACCAUGGGAGCAUCUGGCCCGGCCUUUGUCCCAUUUAUCAUAUAUGCAAUAGUUCAGCGUAGCGACACAGGCAGGAAUAUCCAGGUUGCAUUUUGUGUCGUAGCAGCAGUGCUGUGCUUCACGCUCGUCUACCCAUUGUAUCUAUGCUUUGGGCGCGAUGCCCGCAAGAUGGUCGACCCCGUUGACCCACGCGACCAGCCUGCAAUGCCGUCACCUGCAGAGGAGCAGGUCGGCAUCGACACCUUGCUGGAGCGUCGCAUGAGGGGGAGGUUGUCGGCCAUGUCGGCAGAAGGUCGAGGGACCAGCAAGUCCACUCUGGCCAAUACGAACGACUGGGAGGAAGACGGGCCGCGAUCCAUCGCCCUUUUUGACAAGUUGAAAAACGGCUUGGAGGCGGCAAAACAAGGCCUCCACGAGCACCACACAAACAGCCCAUUGAAGGGAUCCCGCAACAACAGCCCGCGGCGUCCGUCGGCGACGUCGACCUCGCCCCGCUCGGCCGUCUCCACUCUCCGCGGCGAGCGCUUGGAGACAACGGAUGAAAUCAAAGAGGAGGAGGAAGUGGGAGAAGAGAGGGAGAACAGGUCGAGCGGUGAGGAUGGUGAGAAACUGAAACCGCCAUUCUGACAGUUUAUAUUGGAGCUUUCUGCUCUGUUUUAUUGGGACAAAAUGGCGUCUUUUUUUUUAAUUUUCUGUUCACAGCGUGCAGGUUCUGAUAUUUCGUUGAAGCCGAAAUCUCAAGCAUCUCAUGAUAAGCCCACCGCGAAUACCCAUCCAUGUGUUUAUACAUUUUAAAGUUAUUCAAAAGUUCUCACCAAUAAUUCCACAAUUCCAUAAUGAAAUCUUGAAUGAGCUGAGGCGUGCAAACACAAUCUUUGUCUGAUG
Messenger RNA from Pyricularia oryzae 70-15, 4825 nucleotides. RefSeq lists its product as uncharacterized. Bases 1403 to 4567 code for a protein of 1054 amino acids. Lineage: Eukaryota; Fungi; Ascomycota; Sordariomycetes; Magnaporthales; Pyriculariaceae. The record is from RefSeq and is a predicted model, not a curated record. The transcript has 3 exons.